AUGGCCUCCACACCCGUUAAACCCCCGCAACCAUUCACCCUGUACGCGUCGACCCUCGCCCGCACACACACCUACAUCUCCCUAGCGGCCUUUAUCAGUGCUCUACUCAUCGGCUGCGCCCUCCAUUACAAGAAGAUCGUGAAGAAUGGCGUAGCGGGUUACCCGGAGGAAUGGUUCCCGUCCGUUUCUGCUACGAUUGGCGACUGGUACCCCGAGAGAAAUAUCUUCCAGAUAUUGAUCGCUAUCAACUCCGGCCCGCGCUUCGCUCUCGUCGUUCUGCAGUACUACCUGCAGCGCAACCCGCGCUCAAGCUUCCCGGGAUUCCUGUUCCUUGUUGGUGUCCUCCGCACCCUCUCAUGCGGCGGCUGGGUGUACAUUACGUCUUCGGACGACCAUGAUGCCCACGACGUCUUGAUGAUUGGAUAUAUUGUACUCAAUAUACCCUGGAUGUUCGGCUCUACAGCUUGCACACCCGCCGGUCAUGUUGCAUCUAGGCGCAGAAGCCCCAACAGCUUCUUUGCAGCUCUAGUGCCCAUGAUAUAUUUCUUCAUACAGCACAAGGUUCACCGAGUGCCCGGAGCAUACACCCGGUACAGCUUCUUUGAAUGGAGCCUCAUCUUUUUGGAUGUGUUGUACGACUCCUCGGCGGCGCUUGACUUCGAGGCAGCCGACCUGAAGAUCACUGUGGGCACAUUAGUUGGCGGACCGUCAGAAGCAGAUAAAAUAGUCGCAUCGACAGCAGAAGUCGCAGCAACCCCUCUGCCCCCGGUAAAUGAGAAAGACGCAAAGCAAGCCGGUAAUGCGCCGCUGGGCGCCCCCGCCCCCGCGCAGCACCCGUCCAUGUUCACGCGUGCGCGCCCGGCGAUCGCCUUCGCCAGCGACGUGUAUCUCUCGUACAUAUUCUGGUCCGUGUACACCGCGCUCGUGCCCACGCUCUUCUACUUCUCCGUGUGGGAGCUCGGGUUCGCCGGGCACGAGCUCGCGCUGCUCGUCACGCUCGCACCAAUAAUACUCGGGAUCGCGCCCCUGUGGGAGUGGGCGGUAGGGCGCGAGGGCCGUGCGAUCCUGCAUGGGCUCACGCUCGUCGGGCUCGCGGCGUACGUCGUGCCGAGCCCCUUGGGGCGGCUGUUGUUGGUCGCGUUUGCGAGCGCGAACGCGGUGGUUGGGGUGACGGUGGAUUGGCUGGGGGGCGAGGGCGAGGACGUGGUGUACCAGGCGAUAGUAGCGGGCUUGGGCUUCCUCGUGUCGUCGCUGUCGAAGCACGCGAACCACACCAAUAAUCCAGUCUGGCCAUUCGUCGACGGCCGGUCGGGCGGGUACAACAAGACGGGCAUCGCGCUCGCGCUACUCGCUAUCCUCGAGUACGCCUCGCGCCCCCCUCCCCCUCCCCCCGCCGCCAAAUCCAAGUCGCUUGCAACUCAACCUCCCGCGUCCGCCCCAUCCCACCACUGGCUCCCCGCGUCCCUGGCGCUCGGCGUGCUCCUCUUCUCCCUUCACGCGCUCCUCGCAGACGCGAGCACGCUCAUCGCGUGGUCCUGGACCGGGUACCCCGUCCGCGGGCCCGUGCCCGCCCUGCACGGCUCGCUCACGCACGUUGCGCAGGCGCUCGGGCUCGGGCUCGCCGCCCUCCUCCCCCACAGCGCGCGCGGGCACCCGUUGUGGCUCGUGUGGGGGGCGGGCUGCGCGUACGUGAUGUAUAAGGGCAGGGACUGGGCGGGGUAUGCGGGCGGGCUCGGGUUCGCGGCGUUCUUGAUGGGCGCGGUGCCGACGGUGUGGGCGCGCGCGGCGGAGGCGGGGAGGGGGAGGGAGGCAAGGACGAUGGGGGUUGCGUGUUUGGUCGUUGUUGUGUAUGAUGUCGUGAGCACGUUCACGGUCGCGUAUGCGUUCGUGCCGGGCGGGGAGAUCUUCAGGGAGCGCACGGAUCUUGUGCUCAUCUCACAGGUCGCACUCAUUGCGCUCGCGUUCGACUGGCGCCUCCCCCGGCGCCCUGCCUCUCCCUCAAGCCCCAGCCCUGCCACCACGCGCCUGUCCCGCGCGGCGCACUACAGGGUGCAGUACACGCUCGUGCUGCUGACCGCGCUCUCGCUCCUCGCGUCGCUCUGGCGCGCAAGCUGGCCCGGGGUCGUGCCGCGCCCGCACCGCGAGGCGGCGCGGAUCGUGCGCGCGGGCAUCUGGACGGUGCAUUUUGGGAUCGACAAUGAGGGGCGGGACAGCCAGCGGCGGAUGCGGGAUCUGAUCAAGGAUAUGGAGCUCGAUGUUGUGGGGCUGUUGGAGACGGACUUGCAUCGGAUUCCGUUUGGGAACAGGGAUCUCACGCGCGUCAUCGCGGAGGAACUUGGCUACUACGUCGACAUUGGCCCUGGCCCAAACCAACACACGUGGGGCGCCGUCCUGCUGUCCAAGUUCCCGAUCCUGAACUCGACGCACCACCUCCUCCCGUCCCCAGACGGCGAGCUCGCGCCCGCGAUCGAGGCCGUGCUCGACAUGUUCGGCACGGAGGUGACCGUCAUCGUGUCUCACAACGGCCAAGAGGAAACGCCGCUCGACCGCGAGCUGCAGUCGACGGAGCUCGCGCGCAUCAUGGCCGCGGCGGACCCGCGCCCGGUCAUCUUCCUCGGGUACGUCGUCACGAAGCCGCUCGCGCCGCGCCCGGCGCCGUACGAGAUCAUGGUCGCGGACGAGCGCGUGCACGACAUCGAUGCGGACGACUACGAUAGGUGGUGCGAGUAUAUAUUCUACCGCGGGCUGUACCGCACGGCGUACGCGCGGGUCUCGCGCAGCACGAUCACGGACACGGAGAUGCAGAUUGGGCAGUUCGUCGUGCCCCGACACGGCGCGGGCAUCGUGGACGACAGCCAGGAGGCGCGCUACAUGCGCGCGUGGAAGGAGGAAUUGCCUGUGGACCACUGGUUCCCGAUGGAGUACUACGAGCAAAACGGCGGGAUGAGAGGCCAUUUCUACCAUGUGUUCGGCACGCCGUUGUACUACAAGAUCCCCGAGGGGGCGCAGGUGUGA
Molecule: messenger RNA, 3015 nt
Organism: Trametes versicolor FP-101664 SS1
Lineage: Eukaryota; Fungi; Basidiomycota; Agaricomycetes; Polyporales; Polyporaceae
Exons: 19
Coding region: 1-3015 (1004 amino acids)
Biological process (GO): GPI anchor biosynthetic process; fungal-type cell wall organization
Cellular component (GO): endoplasmic reticulum
Molecular function (GO): catalytic activity
Source: RefSeq, a predicted model, not a curated record